AUGACUCCUACUGCGUCGACAUCGAUACCACCACAUGCAACGUCUGGCAGCUUAUCAUCUGCAUUGACUACGGUUCUUGAGAAUGCACGCCAGGAAGCCGUCAAGACACACAGAUAUUCAUCUGAGGAAACGUGGCCGAAGCAAAUCGUUGAGAUGUUUGCCCAGGUGUUUAACGGUUGCCCUGGGUCCCCUGCGCUGUCUCCUCCACUGCGCCUCAUCUGGGACCGUCCGUCGCCACUGAAUUCGAUCGUCCCCGCGCGUCCGCCAGACGUGGAGAAGCAGGCGGUCUUGAUUGCAUAUAUGGCCAUUCGUUUCGCCCGUACCCCACGCACGUUGGGAUGGCGGUGGCACCUGCGGAGUGCAAGGCAGACACACUUGGCUUGCGGAUGUGGCGCGUCCGGGCACCCAGGCUUGCGUCGAGGGCGCAGACUCGAGGCGCAGGAGACUGGUCGCAGCGGACGUGCGCGCCUCGCCGCAUUCCGCGCGUAUUCAUCCGCGGCUUAG
This is a messenger RNA of Fibroporia radiculosa, 504 nucleotides long. RefSeq lists its product as uncharacterized. Bases 1 to 504 code for a protein of 167 amino acids. NCBI's taxonomy places the organism in Eukaryota, Fungi, Basidiomycota, Agaricomycetes, Polyporales, Fibroporiaceae. The record is from RefSeq and is a predicted model, not a curated record. The transcript has 2 exons.